ACCAAACGACGACAAUUCGCACUUAUUUUUUUUUUCAGAUAUUUAUUUAUUAUAAUUAGAGAUAUCUGAAUACGUUAAGCUCUAAAUCAUUAAACCAUAUAAACAAUAACAUACAAUGGUUUUGGGUGGACUUUUUACUUCCAGACAUCAGUGGGAAAAUGUCGAUAAUAAUCAAUUACCAACCAGUAUACCUGAAGUUGAAGAAGUUGGUGCUACCUCAGCUCCUUUAUUAGCAGCAUCAUAUUUCAUAGGUGCUCAAUGUAAACCAUAUAAUGAUGACUUUAUGUUAUGUAAAGAUGAAAAUAAUGGAGGUACCUUAGACUGUUUGAAAGAAGGUAGAAGAGUUACCAGAUGUGCUAUUUCAGUUUUAAAAGAUAUCAAUAAAUAUUGUUUUGAUGAAUUUAAAUUACAUUAUGAAUGUUUAGAACAAGAAAAUCAUAGAACUGGUCAUUGUAGACCAUCAGAAGGUGUGUUAGGUAAAUGUAUAUUUGAACAUAUGAAAUUGGAAAAGAAAAUCCCAGGAGUUGAAAAACAAAUUCAUUUAAAUCCUUCCCCAGUUUAUCAAGGUACUUCAAAAGAUAAACAAAAGACUGCUGAAUUUUUAAAAGCUAGAGAAGUUAAAGAAUCAGCUUAAGAUUAUCAUUAAAAAUUUCACGAACUCCCCCACAAACACACAAUAACGAAGACGAGAGUAUCAUAGAACAAUCUCCCAAUUGCAAUCACAAUUGCGUUGUAAAACACUUUCGUAAGGACUCUCAAAUCUGAUAGAUUGUCCUUAUUUUCUUGCAUUUCAUUUCAUAAAAAACCAUACUGGUUCAAGAGCAUUUUAUGUUCUAUUCCUUUAAUUUGCACUACACAUGAUUAGUAUAUUCACAUAGAUUAAAUAUUAUUUAUAUAUACAUAUAUAACUUCAAAAAGUUGAAUUC
Messenger RNA from Scheffersomyces coipomensis, 926 nucleotides. RefSeq lists its product as uncharacterized. Gene Ontology annotation, biological process: mitochondrial electron transport, NADH to ubiquinone. Bases 116 to 634 code for a protein of 172 amino acids. The record is from RefSeq and is a predicted model, not a curated record. NCBI's taxonomy places the organism in Eukaryota, Fungi, Ascomycota, Pichiomycetes, Serinales, Debaryomycetaceae. The transcript has a single exon.